This is a messenger RNA of Bacidia gigantensis, 2436 nucleotides long. RefSeq lists its product as uncharacterized. The transcript has 2 exons. The record is from RefSeq and is a predicted model, not a curated record. Gene Ontology annotation, cellular component: cytoplasm; nucleus. NCBI's taxonomy places the organism in Eukaryota, Fungi, Ascomycota, Lecanoromycetes, Lecanorales, Ramalinaceae. Bases 1 to 2436 code for a protein of 811 amino acids.
AUGUUCAUGAUACGUAAUGGUGAGCAUUCCAUCCUGGACUUGCACUGCGAGAGUGGGGAACACGUUCUGACUGACCUGACAACAGCUACGAAAUAUCUCUUUGGUAAUACCUCCAAAGAGUCACUCAUUGAAAUACCCCAAGGGAAAUUGUAUCUUGUUCGGCCCCACUCGCUCAAAGGCACUUCGGAACUCAUCUUCAACGACGCCGCCGCUAGCAUAAGACGCACGGCGCAACCGUUCCAAUAUCAGCUCGUGAUACAACGGGCUUACGAAGAGGGCGAGGCUGAGCUUGCUGCAGAAGAAGACGAAGAUGAGGAUGCAGCUCUGGCAACGGACAAAGACGAGAAGAUAUUUCUCUUGGACGCUAGCCUCCAAUUCCGCUCCGAUAGAAAGGAUGGCCAAGCCGUAUUCGCUUGGAGAGACCUCAGUGGUGAUUCCGAUGACUUGUACGAGUUCGUGUGCGACGAGAGCAUCAAGGAUGCCGAAAUUACAACCUUUGAAGUCGUCGCAAUCGAAUGCCAAUAUGAGCGAAAAUUUCGCAAGUCCAAGGACAACGCUACAGAAAAGGAGUUACAGCUAUUCAAUUUCGAGAAAGAGCCAGUACCUGACGCAAGCCCUGCAGCCAGCCCGAUAGUCAAGCCCGUAACGGCAGAGUCAGACAAGCCUGCUGGUGCAGCAAAGGAGCGGCAUGCACGGGACAAAACCGAAAAAGCCGUGGCAAAGGUCGUAGGCAGCGGUACUACGGUCGCACCAAAAGCCGUAGCUCAGCCCAUCUCACGAGACGUGCUUGCGAGCGAGAGGGCUGAGCUACAUCUCUUUGACUUUGACUCAGGGACCUUUAUCUUGCAAGAUCCAUCUGUCAUUGCCACGGUCCAUGAGAUUGGGACAUGGCAGUAUUGGCUUCAGAUCACAGGUGAAGCGCGCGAGUGGCUGGGUCAGAGAAUUGAGCCGGAGCUCAAUCCUGUCUUCAACUUUGAAUACCUCUCCUUUAUUUUCAAUUACUAUACAGACGACGGAUCGGCAUACUCGUGGCUGCUGCGCUUCAAAAGUACGGAGACGGAAGAACGAUUUCAAGAGGGGGUAAUGUCCGCCUUGUGGGAAAGGUUGAAUGAAGCCAAAUGGAAGAAGAUUGAUAAAGACGACCAGCAAUAUGUUAUGGACGCCUUCCAAGAUUUAACCAUGGAGGACGCUCCUUCAAUGGAAGAAGAGGAAGAAGUCUACGAAGAUGCGCAGGAAGAUGAUCAACAGAGCGAACAUUAUGACACAGACGAGGAUGCUGACGAUGUCGUUACACGAGAUCAAGACGGUAAUGUCAACUCCCAGCUUGCCGUCGGCUAUAAGCAUGAUCGUUCGUUUGUGGUUCGAGGUUCGAAGAUUGGAGUAUUCAAGCAUACCCCGAAUAACAACCUUGAAUUCUCGACAAAUAUUUCCAAGGUCACUACGCCUAAAGGCGAGCUUUUCAGUCCAAAGAAGGUUAUGCUUCACGCAGAGGAUUCCAACAUGAUCUUGCAGAAUGAGAAGAACCCGAACUCACUAUACCGAAUGGAUCUGGAAUACGGCAAAGUUGUGGACGAGUGGAAGAUGCAUGAUGACAUCCCAGUCAAGUCAUUUGCUCCUGACAAGAAAUUCGCGCAAAUGACGGCGGAGCAAACGUUUCUAGGUCUGAAUGAUAACUCACUAUUCCGUGUCGACCCUCGGCUUUCAGGGAAUAAAAUUGUUGAGUCCCAGAUGAAAACUUACACAGCUAAAAACAAGUUCUCCAAUGCUGCAACGACCGAAAAGGGGUACAUUGCCGUCGCUUCGGAAAAGGGUGACAUCCGAAUGUUUGACCGUCUGGGCGUGCGUGCCAAAACCCAAAUACCACAGAUGGGGGAAGCUAUUAUUGGUGUUGACGUGUCUGCUGACGGCCGUUGGAUCCUGGCAACGUGCCGCACUUACCUCCUCUUGAUUGACGCCAUGAACAAGGAUGGGAAAAAUGAGGGCAAGCUAGGCUUCGAAGCCUACUUCGACAAAGACAAGAAGCCGCAACCUAAGCGGCUGACGAUCUCACCCGAACACAUGGCACAAAUGCAAUACGUAACCAAGAAACCUCUCGUCUUCACACCAGCUCAUUUCAACACUGGUGUAGAUGACAAGGAAACUUCCAUCAUCACUGCGACCGGGCCUUACAUCAUCACAUGGAACAUGGAGAAGGUACUGAAUAAGCGUCGCCAACAGUACGCCGUCAAGCGGUAUGACGAGGAAGUCAAAGCCGACGACUUCAAGUACGGGAGUGACAAGAAUGUCAUUGUUGCUCUGCCUAACGAAGUCAACAUGGUGGCCAAGAAAAGCUUCAAGAAGCCGACUCGAGAGAGCAUUGCCACCGCUAGUACGCCCAGGAGGAGUAGUGGGAGACGAAGGCUAGGGCGGGAGGAGGUUGUCAAUACACCCUAUUGA